Molecule: messenger RNA, 868 nt
Organism: Brachypodium distachyon (stiff brome)
Lineage: Eukaryota; Viridiplantae; Streptophyta; Magnoliopsida; Poales; Poaceae
Product: 40S ribosomal protein S15
Exons: 4
Coding region: 170-595 (141 amino acids)
Biological process (GO): ribosomal small subunit assembly; translation
Cellular component (GO): cytosolic small ribosomal subunit; ribosome
Molecular function (GO): RNA binding; structural constituent of ribosome
Source: RefSeq, a predicted model, not a curated record
GACCGAGGAGGCCGGAAACCGAUCUCCACGAAGCCCUAGGCCCCUAGCGCGGUAACGCCGCUGCUCCCGAGGGUCUGCUCCUCCAGCAACACCACCAGCGGCGAGCGAUCAGCCGCGGUCAUGGUGGACUUCGACGACGAAGGUGGCCGCCGCCGGAGCGGGACAGCCGAUGAUGAUCAAGAGGCCGUUCCGCAAGUUCACCUACCGCGGCGUGGACCUCGACGACAUCCUCGACAUGUUCGCAAAAGAACUCGCCGAGCUCUUCCCUGCCCGCGCCCGCAGAAGGUUUACCAGGGGCCUCCUGAAGAUGAAGCAUAUCAGACUAAUCAGGAGCCUGCGCGUGGCGAGACAGGCUGCAGCUCCUGGCGAGAAGCCAGGGUGUGUAAGGACUCAUCUGCGCGACAUGAUAAUUGUGCCAGAGAUGAUCGGCAGCCAAAUCGCAGUGUACAACGGGAAAUGCUUCAACCAGAUCGAGAUCAAGCCCGAGAUGAUGGGUCACUACCUUGCCGAAUUCUCCUGCAGCUACAAGCCCGUCAGGCAUGGAAGGCCUGGGAUUGGCGCCACCCACUCCUCGAGGUUCAUUCCUCUCAAGUGAAGAGGAUCCCGCCGCAUGUGUGCACGCUUUGCCCGUCCCAGCAUUUCGCUUGGAAUCUUGUUUAUCUGUUUUUGCCUGUGAAGUGGAGCUUCAAAGCAUGUCCAUUGGAAGUCUGAGCUGAAACUUCUAUUAUGUGGAGUCUGCCCUAUGUUUAGAAACUGAAAGCAGAGCAGGCAUAUGGCAUCUGUUAUCUGUGUGGCUUAAGCUAAUGUUUAUCUUUCUGCACUGUCCAAACUGCAAUCAUCUGUUACUCAACGUGUUGGCUUUCUUUUC